Molecule: messenger RNA, 498 nt
Organism: Aspergillus novofumigatus IBT 16806
Lineage: Eukaryota; Fungi; Ascomycota; Eurotiomycetes; Eurotiales; Aspergillaceae
Exons: 2
Coding region: 16-498 (160 amino acids)
Source: RefSeq, a predicted model, not a curated record
CUCUAUGGUUCUUCUAUGUCAGAGUCGAUGUGGGGAACAGAGCCUAGAGAGCUAACAACCCAACUUGGCGCAGAGAUGGCCUCAGUUGAUGGGUUUAUGGGAAGUAGUUGUUGUUUCAAUAUGGCAUCCAAGAAUGGCACCGACUGUGCGUACCAUAAUCAUGACUUGAAAUAUCCUGGCCAUUCUGUCGACAGCACUGGAGAGCACUUACCAGAGGCAGUGAAUGGAGACCCCGCAUCGUCUCCCUCAGGGAACUACCAGACACCUGUGAUAGGGGCUGUUGACCUUGUGCUUCCAUUUGCGGUCAGAGAUGUCGCUGAUUCAGGAAGCAACAGUGUUCAGAGGAUGGCUGGUGAUGACAUCAUCCGAGACUGCUCUGGACAGGCCAGCGUCGGAAGCGAAAAUAUUUUGCUAGCCAUGGAUAUUCUAGAGGCUACCCAGUCGCGCGUCCUUGCUCUCGGAACGCUGUUCCCGACGCGGUGCCAGCUGAAAGAGUAA